AUUGAAUUGGCUAUCCGGCCAUUGGCAUUAAUCAUUAUCCUCUCGUCCCAGGCCGUGCACACCCUUUCUUUGCCGUCCUCGUAGGUGGAAGGGACACCCGCACUUCAAAUAUGCAAGUACCAAGUUCAUCUGAACAAUUUCUCCUCUGCCAGGAAACGUCAUGUGAGCGUGACCUGCUUUUGCUCUUUCAUUUUUGUUGUUGUCGCCAUGGCUCUUUUUUUCACAGCCUCCCCCACCAUAUCACCCAGAUAGCCUUUCAGAUACCAACAACACACUCUCUCUUCGCCUAUUCAAUCGGAUCAUCAGGAGGAUCGAGCGGAUGAUACGAUGGCGGACCUUUACCAGAGCUUUCGAUCAGGAGACCGUCCACCGGUUCGUAUCCGGGCAUACGUCCACCCCGUCUCAGGAGAACAUUUUGUUAUCUGGAGCGACAUUGUACGCUGCUUUCCCGGCGUGAGUCGUAUCCAAAAUGGAGAUCUUUUUGUCCCGCUGCUCAGGAAUGAGCGUCUCUAUCGAAUCAAACCUCAUGGAAUCAGGUAUCAUCCUGGCGUCGUGCUGGAUGUCAUUUACGACCAACCCAUAAGAUCAACAAAUCGGCUCCCUAUCAUGAACCGAGCUUCCAAUAUCCAUUCAUCCAGUUCAUCACCUACUAUCCCACUUAACGCCAUCCCCUAUCCCGCCGCUCAUGGAAAUCAGGACGCAUCGUUCACUAACGAUCACAUUGCCGCCACAGCCACCACAACUGCCUCUUCAGCUAAUACCGACCAGGAUAAAACUCUCCAGAAGGCCUCGGACACAAAUUCUUCCAGUCAUAAGGAUAUAUCAUUAGAAGAACAAGACUUGUUACCAGCAAUCGUAGAAAAUGGAACAGGAACGUCGUUGGAGCAAGUUGGGACCAGGGCCACCGAUCAAAUGGACAAGGAAAUUGUAAUCAAGAGCAACGCUACCGAAAAAUCGAACCGCUUGCCGAUGAUUACUUAUCAGCCAAAGUUUAGGACCAUGGCCGAGCUCGAAGUCGCUUUGGCUGAUAUCAAUACUAAAUCUCAGGGGCAGCGGGCACAGGUGUUUCACGAACUUGAGGGCAAAGACCUGAUGCAGGAAGGGCAGGAGCAAAAGCAGGAUUCUAUAGUGGAAACACAACCAGCAUUGCAAGCAUGGCAGGAUCAACUGUCAUUGGGACGAGGGAUCAAAAACAUGGCCGAGCUCGCUACCUUGAUCGCUCAGCUGGGCAAUGCACGGAAGGAUAUGGCCCCGGAAAACGAGCCUGAUACGUCAUUGCAUCGCGAGGGCGAAACGGACGAAGAAAGGCACCGGAGACUGGUCUUGCAGCUGAGACAACUCCAAGAACGCGCUGGACUGCUGAGGAACACUGCAAUCGAAAAGGUAGCGGGCGAGGAGCUCGAUCGUCUCAUGGACGAUCUCGAAGCGGUUGAGAAGCAGGUGCUGCUUCAGGAUGACUUGCUUCUCCGAGACAAAUUGUUGGAGGAGAAGGAAAGGUUGUUGAUGAAAUCUGUGCACGAGAUCAGGGUAGCGCACAGCAAGGAAAAUGCGGAAGGACAGAAACUGGUGCAGGAAGAGGAUGAUGAACAGCGGACAGAGCAAAGCCCAGCUACCAAAGAGAAGCAGUCGACGACGGACAUGAAAGUGGGCAUCAAGGAGUUCAGUGAUGUGGUUAAGAAGGCUAUGGAGCACGAGAAGGCACUGCUGGCAAUGCGUAUUAGAAUGGCUGCAGAGGAAAGAGCGGCAAGCAACUCGGGUGGGGAGGACGCCGAUGGAGCAGAGAGCAAGGCAGAGGCAUUUCCAGAGGCAACAAACCACAGUACCAACGGCAACCCUUCUAGCAUCAGCAAUAAUACCAGCAACGUCAUUGUGAAAGCAGAAACGCCUACUGGUCCAGCUGCGACUAGCACUACCAACGAAGCCCAGCCUCACUCUGUGAACGGGCGACAGCAGAGCCCCUUUGGCGUGUUGGAUAUCGUGGCCCGCCGAGUGAAGGACAUUUUGACACGGCGCUAUACAUGGCUGGAGAGUCCCUGUCCAAAACUAUUUGUCAUCUUGCCAGGUGACUUUGAGGAGCUGCAUUCGGUUGGCGCCCAGUCCUGGCUGGAUUUCGACCUUCACUUCGUUUGCGACUGUGGUGAUCUUCGUGGUUCGGACUUUCACAAUGCAUGCCCGAAUCGAGCUAAAGGCGCUGACGGUUGCGAUUGCACUCCUCAUGUGGACUGGGGAUUUGAAGGAUAUCCACAGCAAAAGGACCUCCUGAAGUUCGGGACUUACAUGAUGGCGAUCCUGGAGAUGCUGGAGUACGGAGUGACGAUCAAUGGUGUGAUUAAGGUUUCACCUCUGAAGGAUAUGCAGCUACGAAAGCGGGUCAUGUAUUCGAUGGUGUUCCUGAUGAAGCAAGGGAUCGAGACGAGUCAUCAAAUGCUUGCCAAGGGCUAUUCUUCGCUGGACGAGAUUGAGCCCGUGGCACCCUUGAAGGAAGCAGAACUGGUGGAUUUAUACAGAUCACGAAUCUCGGAGCGGCGACCUUUCCGAAGCAGCUACCCGUUCAGGACGAUUGACGGAGAUAUUCGUUGGCUCUGUAGGGCACACUAUGCCGCACACACGCCCACUCAAACUCUUGUUUAUGCGCCGGUCCACUCGAAUGAUCAUCCAGGGCUGCAGUUUGUCCUUGAUAUGGGAAUGGGAGCGCUCGUAGCGACACUUAACACACCUCAACAAGCGACUCUCUUCUACCGGGCCGUGGAAAACAUGCCGACUGUACCUGUUAUCUCGUUUUUCCUGGAUUGGGAUCUUUCAUUCCAGGAUACGAAUGAUCUCGAACAGGCGAUCGAGAAGUUUUCAGCCUCCUGUAUCAAAAUCUAUGUGCGCGACCAGCAGGACGAGGUCGAUCAUCCCGUCGGACUCUAUCAUCGAUCUACGGUUGCCUUAAGCUAUGGACUUUUGAACGAGAACGUCCAGGCCUUCACCAUCGAACGGCGGGUUCCUGGCGAUGGUGCCAAUGAGAGUGUCGACGAACUCUUUGCCUCAAAGGGGAUCGUCUACUUGGAUCCCGUCUUGGUUCGGUUCACGAGGGAGUUGACGAAUCCCAAAAAGAUUCAACUUGGUUUGUUGGUCAUGGAUCUGGAUAAGGCGGCUCGCUCUCUUCGGUCGCUCAUGGGAGGUUACGGCCGGCUUUCGAAACUCACACUGGAAGCAUCGUACUGGGACCACAUCGAUAUCGAUUUUGGAAUCGAUAAUUUAGAGACGGAUUUGAACCUCAACGGCGAUCCCCAACUAUCUGAUCUGUCGGGCUCCAUGGAUGACACGGCAGGCGAUGGGACCAUCGAGUUUUUCAAUAAGCGCAAGUGUGAUGCCAUUACCGUACGGACCUAUCUUUCUGCAGAUACAAUGUUUUUGAGGACCCACGUUCUGAAGGAUAUCAACAUUCGGAUUUCCUUUCCCGAAGACGGACCACGGAUCCGUGAGCUGAUCAAGAACAACCACCGGCUGACAAAAAUGGAGUUGUCGAUCGAUUCCAAGGACGACCCUUGCCAAGUUUUCGAGUACUUCAAGGCCCUGAUGAACAAUCAUCCGAGUCUGGACUCCUUCCAUCUACGUAAGGACUGGGGCAAGAACAACAAAUCAACAUUUGUUUGGCAUGGGGUAUCGGAUCGAUCCAAGAUGACGCUGUCGAUCAUGAGCUAUGCAGAAGACAAGAUCGGGACGCUCCUACAAAAGUUUGGCGCGUGUUUAUUGCAGCUAUUUAUCCACAGCAUCAACAUUCAGGACUCUAUCAUUCUCGAGAAGGUCACUCGGACAAGGAAGGGUCAACUCAAAUUGGUUACCAUUUCUUUGGUCGAUGUCUUCUCGGUCUCUUUGACCGCAUUGGAUGAGCUAGCCAAGGUUGUGCUGAGAGUACCCCUGCAACGGUUCCAGAUCACGGGCACAGUCAACCCACGGACGACCUCUCGUGUGGGGGAGUUCAUGACUACAGUUGCGGCCAAGAUCACGGACAUCAACUUCUAUGGCGAGCACACCAAAGCGAUCCUUACAGAUCUGACGAAGCGCAUGCCCGAGUCCUCGAACAUGGAGCUCCUGGAUGAACUGAAGCUGAGCGGACCCUUUGACGCGACGACCAAGGACCUGACCUGGAUCCGAUCCGUUCUGCAGAAGCCCAUGCCAAUCCACACAAUUGAUCUGCACAAGGUCAAUCUGAGCCAUCAGGGCUGGAUGACUCUUGCGCAGGAGAUCGAUUUCCAGCGACUGAAGUAUUUCAGGGUCGGACCGGAUGUGCCACUCAAGAUCGAGGCUGUCAAGGCGUUUGUGAAUGCGGUCCCGGCUAAGAGCGAGUUGGAAAAUUUCCAUCUGGAUAGCGGUGGAUUGAAAGAGCUACAUUGCAGGGCGUACAAGGCCAAGGUCUUAGCGCAUCUGAAGAAGAGGACCGCGUUGGUUAGCAUUGGCCGCUAUUUUUGAGGAUAUUCUUUCGUUGCGAAGCUAAAUAAAGCAUGAUCGCCUAGAGAGAC
Molecule: messenger RNA, 4508 nt
Organism: Gamsiella multidivaricata
Lineage: Eukaryota; Fungi; Mortierellomycota; Mortierellomycetes; Mortierellales; Mortierellaceae
Exons: 2
Coding region: 328-4458 (1376 amino acids)
Source: RefSeq, a predicted model, not a curated record